Messenger RNA from Polyodon spathula (Mississippi paddlefish), 1970 nucleotides. RefSeq lists its product as uncharacterized. The transcript is spliced from 5 exons. Bases 174 to 1970 code for a protein of 598 amino acids. The record is from RefSeq and is a predicted model, not a curated record. NCBI's taxonomy places the organism in Eukaryota, Metazoa, Chordata, Actinopteri, Acipenseriformes, Polyodontidae.
UAGGUUUUUUUUUAAAUGUAUUGUUGACAAUCAAUUUAUUAUUAUUUUUAAUUAAAGAACAACACGUUCAAAUCUAAACAUUCCAUCAUAGACCCUGAUCCAACACGCACUGAUUAAAAACAAAACUGUCCCAUUUCAUCUUGAGAAGCAGGACGUGAUAACGAGAAAAAAAAAUGUUAGCUGAGGUGAAUUUUGUCCAUCCUCAGCGGCAACUGAAUCGAUCGUAUCCGCUUGGACCUUUCCCCCGGUCGGUGUGGAUCCACGAAGAUACUCCGCGGGACGCCUUGGACAACAUCUGCUACGAAAUCUGGAAAAGAGUUCAAAGGAUCUCGACAUCAUCAGCACCGGCCACAAAAACCACCGGCCACUCGAGGGAAGGCUUAUCGACAACCCACCGUCAGAACCAAGACCACGACACGAAUAACAAGAGCAUUAAUCAUUCCUCCUUGAGGCAACAAGAGACAACUGGAACCCGCAGCAGGAAGAGGGAUGCGGAGCGGGCGAGAGAGUCUGUGAGGUGUCAUCAGGUGGACAACGACAUUUCACUGAUGGUCCAGCAGGAGUACCUGAGCCUGGUUAAGGAAUUCACCUCUCACACUGACUCCCAGAGCAGCCAGAACUCACAGGAACGCCAGGCAGAAUGGGAGUGCCCCCCCGCCGGGACCUCACUGACCCUUGCUGCCGAGGAGGUGAGGAGAAACAUCGAGAAGUACAUGAGGUCCGUCAUCCGGGGGAUCGAAUGCACGCAGCAGAAGAGCAGGGGCUCCCGAGCUCAGGGGGCACCGGUUCCUGAUUCUGCAAUCCCCACUCCCUCCCAGUGCCGGUCCCAGCCUGCCACCACCACCCCCUCUCCCUCUGUUUUAAACAGAGAGAUCUCCCAGCUCCUCUCCGAGUUCCCUCGGGAGCCCAUCGAGGCAACUGAUAACACAGUGGUGCUGGAGGAAGCCAAACUGAUCCGGGAUUUCCUGCAGGACAGCAUCUUCCGCUCGGGCAGGUGCAGCAAUCGGAAGGGCAAUGGCAGCCCUGGUAGUGCCUGUUCCACCUCCCCCAUCACCACUCCCACCCCUUCCCCGGCAGAGGCCCAGGACAGCGAGAAGACCCCCCAGCUGCUGCCAGUGUUUGCCAGACUCCGCACCCCCGAGAAGCAAAGGAACAGUCUCCCCCAAUGCAUAGAAUCUGAUUUGAAAAAUGUCGGCAAACAUAUCCUGAUAACCAAAGAGACCCUUGCAGAGUUUCGUCUGCGCAUGUCGAACGCCUGCCUGUUCGGAGGAGCCUGCCAAGGGCAAGACAUGCCUGUGCCUUGCAACCCAGCACCAGCCAGCUCUUUGAGCCCAGGCUGUCCUGCUGUGGCCAGGGUGCCAGCCCAGAUUAGACAGGCCAGUCUGGCACCCCAGCCUCUCCCGUGGAAGGACCCCAACGUGCCCAGCAAGGCCAGCGACAGGCUCGGCGCCACCAGCAACGACCCGGGCUCAGGAUCCAGCUUCGGGCAGGACUGCGCGAGGGAGCAGAUUGCCCAGCCAGAGAAAGGCUUGCAUUACAAAUUCCUGGAUAAUGUCAGGAGACCAGAUGGCCAGGCUGCAGUCAGCUGCAGGGUGGCCCACACGAGAGGUCCGCCAGAAUCUAUCUCAGCUGCCUGUGCUGUUGAAAAAAGCAGGAUGUGCUGUCCGAGCCGCAGGGUGUGUUCACUAGCCUCAGUGCAUCCCAGCGCCUUGAAGUACCCCGGGAAGACUUUCAUCCCAGGCAGCGUGGCUGGGAUUGUGCCCAGGACACCGCUGACCAACUGCCAGCCCCCUCCACGCAACCCUCCCGGCUUCAGCCCUUACCAGAACUAUUUUCCGCAGCAGCAGCAGAGAGCCCAGAUAAACUACCAGCAGGUUCUCAACUCCCAGGCUGGAUCUCAUGCAAGACAGGUAAGUGAGGGAGACUGGUGCUGUACUGCUAGCACUGGGACACUGGGAAGGACAGGAUAG